AUGAAUCCUAACAUAAAAGUCGGGCCACAGACCGACCCGGGAACCUUUGCUCCUAAACAGGAGGACGGAACCACAGACUCUAAUCAUGAACUUGACCCUGCCUUGAAAGCUUUGCUUGAUAGCCUUCAAGGGCCACAUACGAGAUCCUUAGAGGCCCAGAAAGGGAUUAAGACAGACCCAGAGAAUAAAGCAAAACAUGAGGCCGACCUCGAAGAUGCAAAGAGAGAAGAAGCAGAUAUUGAGCGACAGAUCGAAAAUCAGUUCCCCGAUCUAUACGCAGACGGCCACAAGCUCGAUCAGGAGGGCAGGCCACGGAUCAGAGGAUUGCAGCUGAGCCGCAACCGAUUCAAGUCAAGCUACGUCAUUGGAAGGAUUUACAACAAAACCACGAACAGAUUGAAUUGGUACUGGCACGGCCUUUCAGGGCAUAAUUACCGAUGGGACAUCCCUGAACCGUGGAGCAUAGAUCCCGGCUGCUUCGGUGAAUUUAAAAUCGAGAUUGGCCAGCUGGGUUCGAUGCAGGGCAAGGUGGAUUACUGGAUCGAUGGGACUGAGAGGAGCGUCCUUGGGAAUUCCCUACAGGGCUAUCUAUCGACUCAUUUUUCGGCGCACUAUGAGAAGGAGGUCAGUGGCAGCGCUGAGGUUUAUAUGGCUGACGGCUUUUCUACUCAGACUAAGGCCUGGGGUGACGGCGGCCAGGUGGACCGGAUAGAGUUUUAUUUGCGCAAAGAAUGGGCUUGA
Molecule: messenger RNA, 741 nt
Organism: Pseudogymnoascus verrucosus
Lineage: Eukaryota; Fungi; Ascomycota; Leotiomycetes; Thelebolales; Thelebolaceae
Exons: 2
Coding region: 1-741 (246 amino acids)
Source: RefSeq, a predicted model, not a curated record